AUGGCGUGCCUGUCCUCCUCGCCGUCCGGCCGGCGCCUGUCGGAGCUGCUGGAGGAGAGGCAGGAGCCCUUCUCCCUCGACCUCCACCUCCUGGAGAAGGGCUGCUCGGGCCGGCUCCUCGAUGGCUAUGACACCGCCAUGUGUUGGCCAGCCGCAGCCGCCGGCAACGACGCGGCGUCCGUGCUGAAGCGACUCACCAGCAAGAAGAAGAAGGCGGCACCCAGCUCCCGUGGUAAGAAGCGGCAGCAACAGCAACCGGCAGCAGGCUCCGGUCUCCUCCGGCUGCUGCUCUCCAAGAUCCUCCACGGCAAGGCGACCAACCAGAAGCCCGCCGCCCUGCAGUGCUCCGACUCCUUCAAGAGGGUCGCUCCGUCGCCGUUGCCUUGCUCCUCCAAGCAUCUCGACGCCCUGAAGCUCAGGGCCGACGCAGGGGUCGUCGGCGGCCAGGAGACGGAGUACUCCGACUCCGAAUACGACGACGAGAAGCAGCAGAGCCCGGUCUCCGUUUUGGAGCACCCGUUCGAGAGCUCUCCUGUUCACGGGCAGAGCAGGUUCUCCUACGUGCAAGACUCGCCCAAGAACGCCAUGGCCAUCGUCCGGGAGCUCCUCAUGGAGAUGGAGACGGCGUACACGCCUGCGCUGUGCACCCAGUUGUUCGCCAAGUCCGAGGACCUCGGCAUUGACGCCAACGAUCUUGUCGACCACGACGCCGACGACGACUACUACUAUCGCACGAGCCCUAAGAACUUCCAAGAGGAAGACGGGACCAGAGCCGCCGGAAGCCCCGCCACCGGCGCCGCCUACUGGGCGACGCACCGAGCGGAGCUGGCCAGGGUGUCUGAGCUAGUCUCCUCGGAGGUGCCAAAGUCGAGACUGGACGCCGCCAGCGUGCAGCCGGAGCGACGGGACGUCGGCGCCGACAUAGAGAACGCCUUGCUCGAUGCUUUGGUGCUGGAGCUCGUCAUGGAUCUCGGUGACUGCUAA
Molecule: messenger RNA, 984 nt
Organism: Triticum turgidum subsp. durum (durum wheat)
Lineage: Eukaryota; Viridiplantae; Streptophyta; Magnoliopsida; Poales; Poaceae
Source: the annotation of a GenBank genome assembly